AUGUCACUGAUAACUAUCGACCGCUCUUUGUUUGCGCAUUCCUCCGUAAGCUCUAGUUCCUCAGCAAGUUAUUGUCAGGACUCCGACAAGGCAGCUAACGUUCAGGAUGCGCUUGAAAAUUCAUCAAAGAGCAGGCUGUACGUUUGCAAACCGAAUAUCCUCGACCUCAUCGACACCGAUACUGUUGUGUCAUUUCCACAAAUG
This is a messenger RNA of Opisthorchis viverrini, 204 nucleotides long. RefSeq lists its product as hypothetical. The annotation marks the transcript as partial. Lineage: Eukaryota; Metazoa; Platyhelminthes; Trematoda; Opisthorchiida; Opisthorchiidae. The transcript has 2 exons. The record is from RefSeq and is a predicted model, not a curated record.